Calypte anna (Anna's hummingbird) is the source of this 3496-nucleotide messenger RNA. It is a transcript of the gene FBXW5, whose product is annotated as F-box and WD repeat domain containing 5. The transcript has 9 exons. The record is from RefSeq and is a predicted model, not a curated record. Gene Ontology annotation, cellular component: SCF ubiquitin ligase complex; Cul4-RING E3 ubiquitin ligase complex. The coding region runs from base 106 to 1866 and encodes 586 amino acids. Gene Ontology annotation, biological process: protein ubiquitination. NCBI's taxonomy places the organism in Eukaryota, Metazoa, Chordata, Aves, Apodiformes, Trochilidae. Gene Ontology annotation, molecular function: protein binding.
GGCGGGGGAACCACCGAGAGGAGAGCCCAGAGCGGCCCCGCGGCCGGGCCGGAAGUGCCGGGCGGGGGCAACGGAGCCGCCGAGGCGCGGCGGCAGAAUGACACGAUGGAGGCGGGCGGCGGCCCCCUGCUCCCGGACAGCGUCCUGUACGAGAUCUUCCUCUACCUGGACCACGUAGACGUGCUGGCGGCGGGGCUGGUCUGCCAGCAGUGGCGAGCCGUAGCCCGAGACGAAUUCCUCUGGAAGGAGCUUUUCUACCGCUACUACCGCGUGUCCCGGGAGGUGCCCCGGCACCCAGCUGCUGUCUCCUGGUAUGAGGAGUUCCAGAGGCUCUAUGACACCAUCCCCUGCGUGGAGGUGCAGGCCCUGAAGGAGCACAAUGACCAGGUUUUGCACCUCAGCUUCUCCCACUCUGGCUCUUUGUUUGCAUCGUGCUCCAAAGACUGCACAGUCAAGAUCUGGAGCAAUGAGCUGGACAUCUCCCUGCAGCACAGCUCCAACAUGAGGCCCUACAACUGGAGCUACACACAGUUCUCCCAGUUCAACUCUGAUGACUCCCUCCUCCUGGUGUCUGGGGUCUUUGUGGGGCCUCACAACUCCUCCUCAGGAGAGAUUGCUGUCAUCAGCAUGGAGAACUUCACUCUGCUCUCCAGGGUGAGGAACAAGCCCUAUGAUGUGUUUGGCUGCUGGCUGAAUGAAACCAACCUGAUAUCUGGGAAUCUGCACCGGAUCGGGAGGAUAACAUCCUGCUCUGUGCUCUGGCUCAACAAUGCUUUCCAGGGCAUAGAGUCUGAGAAUGUCAACGUUGUGAAGAGACUGUUCAAAAUCCAGAACCUGAAUGCCAGCACCAUCCGGACCGUGAUGGUGGCUGACUGCAGCCGCUAUGACUCCCCAGACCUGCUCCUGGACUACGAGGAGCAGCUGGCUGCUUCCUCCACCUGCCCAGUCUUUGAUCUUGGAAGUGACAGUGAGGAAGAGGAGGUCAGGCCCAGACAAGCUCCAGAACCAGCGGUCCAGGAGCUGCCAGCUGAGAGGGGUGUGAGGGCAGAGCCUGGGCUGCAGCAGUUGUUUGAUGACAUCAUGGAGGGUGUCAGACCUGCCAUGACUGAGACAGAGCUGGAGACAAAGGUGGCUGAGCUGUUUGUACGUAACAGAACUAAACCCCCAGAGCUCAACCUGCUCCCCACGGAGAGCAACAGCAAGACAAAGUAUUUAAUCUUCACCACAGGAUGCCUCACCUACUCCCCACACCAGAUAGGGAUUAAAAGGAUCCUGCCUCACCAGAUGACAACAGCUGGGCCCGUGCUGGGGGAGGAGAGGCGCUCGGAUGAGUUCUUUGACUCCCUUGACCACGUCAUUGACAUCCACGGGCACAUCAUUGGCAUGGGCCUGUCCCCUGACCACAGGUACCUCUAUGUGAACAGCCGUGCCUGGCCCCGGGACUGUGUCAUCUCUGACCCCAUGCAGCCACCCCCCAUUGCUGAGGAGAUCGACCUGCACGUGUUUGACCUGAAGACCAUGAAGGAGGUGAAAAGGGCCCUGAGAGCACACAGGGCCUACACCCCCAACGAGGAAUGCUUCUUCAUCUUCCUGGAUGUCAGCAGGGACUUCGUAGCGAGUGGGGCAGAGGAUCGCCAUGGCUACAUCUGGGACAGGCACUACAACAUCUGUCUGGCCAAGCUGCAGCAUGACAAUGUGGUGAACUCUGUGGCAUUCAGCCCAGUGGAGCAGGAGCUGCUCCUGACAGCCAGUGAUGAUGCCACCAUCAAGGUCUGGCGUUCCCCCCGUGCCGUGCGUGCCCAGCAGGCCAGGAAGCCCCGGCCCAGGAAACUGCUCUUCUCCUGGCUCCUGAACCAGAAGAGCUGAACCCAGGUCCACCUGCUCCUGCAGCUUCCUCACUGCAGCCACCUCCUCUAGAGCUUGCAGAGCUUUGAGCCCUGCACAACAGAGAUGAGCUCUGGGCACACAGAUCCAACCUGCUGAGUCGGGAGGAACCCUGGCAGCAGGAAUCGCUUUGUCCUUGGAGCUUCUGCUUCCAAGGCAGAAUGGAAGAGCUGAAGGCCUCUUCUGGGCCUGGCAGGCAGCAGCCCUAGCUGGUCACUGCAAGAUGGGCUCCUCACAGCUUCUCACGAACGCUGCUACUUGGUCACAGCUUGCUCUGGGUGAGCUUUGGUCACCAAAACCAGACCAAGGUGUGUCUCCAGCAUUGGUACUGUGUGAGCCAGGGACGUGGUGCCCUCACCAAGAGCUGCAGAGUGCUGGGCAGAAACCACAGCACAGUGCUGUGCUGCCUUACUGCAGGACUCUUCUGAUACAGUAGUUUUGUUAUUGUUUGUCCCAAACCUCCACAGGCAACUGGGUGUGCUGAGUGCCUCCUCCCACCCCAUGUCGUGGCUCCAAAAGGGGGGGUCAGGAAGAGGGGAGGCAGGGCUGGGGGGCCAGGCUGGCAUUUUGGGUGGCCCCAGGGAUGCAAGCAGCCUUGUUGAUGCCUUGUGUUGGCAGCUGUGUGUUGAUACCACCAGUUUCCAAAAACGAGAUGAGGAAGGGAUGGUGGUGACAUCGUGCUGGCUUUUUGUCUGUGUGGCAGCACUGGGGUGAGGUGUGGCAGGGGCAGGGAUGUCCUGGAGGGGAUCUGCUGCCCUUUCCCAAGGGGCAGCUGUGAGGAUGAGUGUUGGGAUCAGGGUCCCCUCCCUCUCAUACUGCUCCAGCUGUGGCACUUUAGGUUCUCUUGGUACGUUCUCCCUGAGGGGGUGCAGGUGCCCGUGGGUGGCUGUGGUUGUCACCCCUGGGUGUCAGGGAUGCUGCCCUCCUCUGCCUGAAGGGACAGUGAAUAAGCUUCCUCCCACCUGGAUCACCUUGCCAGGGGUUGGGUGAUCCCCCACUGGGGAGCUGCCUCACUUGAAGUGAUUUAUUCUGUCCCUAAAGCUUUUUUCUCUCCAGCAAGUACCCAGAAUUGACUUGGCCAGGAGGACUGGGGCUGGUGCUGAGCCCAGGAGCCGUGGUCACUGCUGGGAGCUGGGCUCUCACUCUUGGCUCGGGGGUCAAGCAGGGGCUGGAGGAGGCAUUGGGGGCUCUGCCAGGAGCAGCAGGGACAGUUGUCUGUGCCACUCAUUGCCUCAGGUUGCAAAUAAACCCAACAGGGUUGGCAGAUCCUGUCCUGACAUGCACUGAUGGCUUUAGCAGCCCGGGGCAGGGGGGUUUGUACCCUGCUGUGUUCCAGCAGGUGCCUGUGGCUUUGUCCAAAACCCCUGUACUCAGGUUUUCUGUCACAGGACUGCCAGAAAGAGGGGAGUCCCUGUGUGCACAGGCUCUGCAUCCAGCUCUGUCCAGUCCCACAGCAGAGGAAGAGCCUCUGCCUUCCUCCUCCUACCCUAAGAUUGUGACCUCCCCCGUGGCUGGGGCAGUAGUGAGCAAGGCACUGAGGGUUUUAUGUUUGUACUGAGUUUUGCUCUUCACUACAGCAUUGAAUAAACAUCCUGCUCAAUCAGCUCUGCAA